This is a messenger RNA of Exophiala dermatitidis NIH/UT8656, 1851 nucleotides long. RefSeq lists its product as uncharacterized. NCBI's taxonomy places the organism in Eukaryota, Fungi, Ascomycota, Eurotiomycetes, Chaetothyriales, Herpotrichiellaceae. Bases 530 to 1573 code for a protein of 347 amino acids. The record is from RefSeq and is a predicted model, not a curated record. The transcript is spliced from 2 exons.
CAACUCGAACACAUCACAAUUCACUUCUAGGCCAGCCAAUCUUUUGUUCGACGGGCAUGUGCACCGCUGUUUUGGACCCUUGACAAGGGACUGUUAGCGGCAUGGUGCUUGUUCCUGUAUCACCAUCUCGAUUGGCUUCGCCAUUCGGGCCUCACCACCCUCAUUCGUCCUCGUCGACUCUGUAAGCGCCCGCUACAAGUGAGCACAGCACCACGGCAGAUCGCCCGUUGCAAUCUCACCGAAGGAGCAUCGCACCAUGGCUUGCUCCGAUCAGGUUGGUUCUUAGGAGAGGACUUUGCUCCGUCUCUCCUCUUGUACUCUCAUGCGUUGUGGCUUCAGCCUCAAGUCAGGCAAUCAGUUGGCAGUCCCGUCUGCAAGUCAAGGCGUUGUUAUUGCUGCGCAGCCAUAUCCAGACUAAAUAUGCUACAAUCCCCCGACUGAGCGAACGCCGUCGUUGGGCCAAAGAUACCUUCUGACCUGAGAGUCGUUCGAUACUACCGCAGACUUGGUUGCAGACCAACCGACCAACAUGUUCUUCCUGUCUCGACGCUGGAGGCCAAACAAGUGGCCUUUCUACGGUCUUCUCCUGCUCGAGCUCCCUUUGACGGUUGCUCUCCUAGCACUCUUCGGUAUCGCUGCGCCCAAUCUAUAUCGGACAAAACUGUGGCAAGAUGGCGCAGAUAAUGGUUUCAAUUCGAGUCCGACAACGGGCCUAUAUGCCGCAGCCAACUAUCGACCGUACACGACUCCCAAAGUCUGGUCACAAUUUAUAACAAACUACAAUGUGGUCAUUGCCGUCCUCUCCAUGUUCAUCAUGCUUGUCAAGUCCAUCAUGUACAUGCUCCAUGUCUUCCCACCGGUUCUGUCGACCCUGGUCCACGCGAUCCUCAUCGCUCUCUACACGGUUUCCGUUUACUACCAGGCGAGCAGCGACACGACAGACCCGAAACACCCUCAGCGCGGUGCGCCGUGGUACAUUACAAAAUCCUGCAGUGUGGCGCACGAUAAAAGCCUGGUUGGGUACUGCCAGCAAGCCAAAGCGAGCUUUGCAUGCACCUGCGCCAUGCAGGGUGUCUUUGUCGUCUACUUUGGCUUCGCGGUCUGGUCUUGUUUCCCAACCAAGUUACACAAGGCUGAAUAUGCCGAAGAGCAACGCCUGAAGGCUGGGAAGAGGUUCGCGUUUGAGAGGUUGGGAGACUACGAUCCCGAAAGCGGUCGCAUCAUCGUGCGUAGGCCUCAACCCGACACCCCAGGUUUCCAACCAGAUGGUGUGACCCCAAUCACACCGCGUACCAAGACGUUUAAUAUCCUUGGAGGCAUCAAGGACGUGCCUCGACGGAACCCCUUCAAUACGCCCAAAACCACCGCCACAACCAAGGCUCCUUCAUUUGCUUUACGCAGUCCAGAGCUACCCAGAAGCCCCAUGUCUCCAGGUUUUAUUGAGCGCGCAGGCGUCGGCUCCGGUGAUGUGCGGACAAGCAAGACUGCGGAAGAGAAACGGGGUGUUGAGGCUUCAAACCCAGCCUCGCCUCAGCUAUUUUUUCCUCCUCCCCCGAAGAUUGCGAAAAAGUAGAAAUGGAGCUCGAGGAAGCAGUUGGAUCAUGUUGCGUUGGUCAAUGAAUACCGUGUCAUUCCUCUGGCUGGGGUGUCUGUGGUUGGAGAACAUACAACAAUCUCUUGGUCAUCCUACAAUUCCAUCACCUAGGUGUCCAUAUCUACCACGUAGGUUUAGUAAUAUAGAUACGAAAUAGCUCGGUCGCAAGAUAGCAUUUUUGGGCCACAUUUUCGUCUUCGAAAUGUUCUAUUUAGCUCAACAGCCAAGGUUACCUGGAUAAGAUAGACUUGUCAAAC